AUGUUUGAUAAUAAAACUGUCAAAUAUCAAAGCUGUCAAUCAGGAGUGUUUGAUACAAUUUGUAAACACCGAACCAAUAAGCUUCAUACAAAAUUAAGGAUGACGUCUGAAGAAAUCCAGAUAUCCGAAGAACUGAAGGGAUGUUACGAGAAUCUUAUUGUAAUUGACAUUGGCGCAAACCUGACGAACAAGAAAUACGGCCGUGAUCUCGAUUCGGUAGUGCAAAGGGCAAAAGAUGCAGGUGUCCAGAAAAUUAUGGUAACAGGCACAUCAGUACGCAGUAGUAAGGAAGCACUGAGAUUGACCCGAUUGUAUCCCAGCACAAUCUAUUCAACAGCAGGUGUUCACCCCCAUGAUGCGAAAUCCAUGACGGAUGAAGAAUCGUGGGCGGAACUUCAAGCCACGGCGUCAGCACCGGAGUGCGUUGCUGUAGGGGAGUGCGGUCUGAACUAUACUAAAGAUUUCUCAGAGCCACAGGUCCAGAGGGAUGUUUUUAAACGGCAGGUGGAAAUGGCGUGCGAGCUCCGAAAACCUCUCUUCGUCCACGAAAAAGAAGCCCAAGACGACCUAAUAAAAAUAUUAGACGAAUUCGGUAACCGUUUGCCCCCGGUCGUCAUACACUCGUUCACUGGUUCGGUAGAGCAAGGCCUCAAAUAUAUAGAAAAGGGCUUCUAUUUGGGCAUAACAGGGUAUAUUUGUAAAGAUAAGUCGGAUGGAGGGAUAAGGAGAUUGCUUUCGGAGAGGAUAUUGCCACUAGAUAAGUUGUUGGUUGAAACCGACUCGCCUUUUAUGUAUCCAAAUAUGAGGGCUUCAAAGCUGCCGUUGCAUGUAAAGGACUCUUUGACUGAAAGAUCGAUGAACUUCGUUAAUCGUUACUGCACGUUCCAACGUAACGAGCCAUGCGCCCUCCCCGCCAUAGUAGAGCUGAUUGCAGGCUUCCUCGGGGAGAAACCUGAGGACGUCGCAUUAGCUACUGCUUUCAACGCUUUGAAGUUAUUCGGACUCAGUCACAGAAGGCUGGUGAAGAUGAAUUUGAAAAGAUUUUUAGAACUGUUAUGUUCGACAAAUAAUAUUUACUAUUUGCAA
Molecule: messenger RNA, 1086 nt
Organism: Brenthis ino (lesser marbled fritillary)
Lineage: Eukaryota; Metazoa; Arthropoda; Insecta; Lepidoptera; Nymphalidae
Source: the annotation of a GenBank genome assembly